Molecule: messenger RNA, 1816 nt
Organism: Pyrus x bretschneideri (Chinese white pear)
Lineage: Eukaryota; Viridiplantae; Streptophyta; Magnoliopsida; Rosales; Rosaceae
Product: probable polygalacturonase
Exons: 5
Coding region: 59-1534 (491 amino acids)
Biological process (GO): carbohydrate metabolic process
Molecular function (GO): polygalacturonase activity
Source: RefSeq, a predicted model, not a curated record
AGUAGCCCAUUUCUCAGAAAGAUCACUGCUUUUGGGUGGUUGCAGAGUCGUGCUGACCAUGUUGGAGGCCUUGCCGCUAGGACGGUUCCACCACCAGAGGCUUGACCUGAAGCGGUGGUUCCCCACCUUCUUGUCCUCCCACAAAACCCUCUUCACCGUGCUCUGGAUCGCCGCUUUCGCCUCGGUUUUCGUGUGGCAGAGGAACAUUGUAGAUGGGUUUUCGAUAUUCAGGCGAGCUCCGGCGAGGGCGAUGCCGAAGCUGAGGCCGGUGGCUUUCAAUUUGACGGAAUUUGGGGCUGUGGGCGAUGGGGUUACUUUGAACACUGAGGCGUUUGAGAAGGCGGUGCUGGCUAUUUCUAAGCUGGGGAAGAAGGGCGGUGGGCAGCUCAAUGUGCCUCCGGGACGGUGGCUAACGGCGCCGUUUAACCUCACUAGUCACAUGACUCUGUUUCUUGCUGAAGAUGCUGAGAUACUUGGAAUUCAGGAUGAGAAGUAUUGGACCUUGAUGCCACCGUUGCCUUCGUACGGGUAUGGGAGAGAGCAUCAUGGGCCUCGGUAUGGAAGUCUGAUUCAUGGUCAAAAUCUUAAAGAUAUUGUUAUAACAGGGCAUAAUGGUACCAUAAAUGGACAGGGUCAAACAUGGUGGAAGAAGUACCGCCAGAAGCUUCUCAACAACACUCGGGGUCCACUUGUUCAGAUUAUGUGGUCUAGCGACAUUUUGAUCAGUAAUAUAACAUUGCGUGAUUCUCCUUUUUGGACACUUCAUCCAUAUGACUGCAAGAACAUUACUGUUAGAAAUGUUACAAUUUUGGCUCCCGUACUUGAAGCUCCAAAUACUGAUGGAAUAGAUCCUGAUUCAUGUGAGGAUAUGGUGAUUGAGGACUGCUACAUUAGUGUAGGGGAUGAUGGGAUUGCAAUAAAGAGUGGCUGGGAUCAGUAUGGUAUUUCUUAUGGACGGCCAUCGAAGAAUAUACUCAUUAGAAAUCUUGUUGUCCGCUCUAUGGUCAGUGCUGGCGUAUCAAUUGGCAGUGAGAUGUCUGGUGGGGUUUCGAAUGUCACUGUGGAGAACCUGCUUGUGUGGAGCUCAAGGCGUGCUGUUCGGAUCAAGACUGCCCCUGGAAGAGGUGGAUAUGUGCGACAAAUAACCUAUAGGAAUCUGACAUUUGACAAUGUUCGAGUUGGAAUUGUUAUCAAGACAGACUACAACGAGCACCCCGAUGAGGGGUAUGAUCGAAAGGCUCUUCCAGUGCUUGAGGACAUAAGCUUCACAAGCGUCCAUGGACAGGGAGUUCGUGUGCCUGUCCGUAUCCAUGGGAGUGAAGAGAUUCCAGUGAGAAAUGUGACUUUCCGGGACAUGUCCGUUGGGCUAACGUACAAAAAGAAGCACAUUUUCCAAUGUGCCUUUGUUCAAGGUCGUGUGAUAGGGACCAUCUUCCCUGCCCCAUGCGAGAAUCUUGACAAGUACGACGAGCAAGGAAAGCUGGUGAAUCACUCUGCAUCCCAGAACAUGACAGACAUAGAUUAUGAUUUUUGAGGUGAGAGGUUUUCCGUUUCAAUGGCUCAGAUUUUUGGAGGUCAACAAUUUGCAACGUCUGUUUAAGAAGCAACUUGGAAGGAUGAAGAUCGACGGAGCGUUUUAUGUUAAUUUUUGUUUUCUUGUUUGUGUUUCUGCUGUUCCCACCACGUCGUUUUUUUAUUAAACGUAGUUGUAUAUACCGAAAAAUUUUCAGUUCAUGGAAAGAAAAGGGGGCAUAGUUUGAUGUUGUACACUAAUCACCUUUGCUUGCAAUUGCGUAAUGCAUGUGUUUUAUGUGUA